CGCAGAUCAAUGAACUGAGUGAAACAGACGGGCUGGGCAAGCCGACUACAGCGAGCGACCGUGGGAUAUACGCUGCUCACCGUUCCUCAACACCUAAUAUUUCUCCCUCGUCGUCAAAGUGAGACUCUAUGACAUCGCUGCUCGCUCUCUAUGCUUUAUAGAGCCACUGAUACAACUUUACCCUCCUGGAUACACCAGAGCGAACGAGAUAGAAACAUUUGGUAGAAAUUUAUUCAUCCGUCGGUGGAUAUUCGGUUGUUGAGGAUGAUUUUUGCUAAUUCUGGCAACACAGUGAGGACGUCGCAUAAUCGUAAACAGCCUCCUGUUGGCCCCGCCUCCCACCCGAUGGCUCCGCCCAGUCCUGGAACCAACAGCAGCACCAAUCACAGCAGCAGCAGCAGCACAGCCGGCUGGGAGCAUCUCAGUAAAACGAACCUCUACAUUCGUGGUUUACCACCAACCACCACCGACCAUGACCUGGUUAAGCUCUGCCAGCCAUAUGGAAAAAUCGUAUCAACCAAGGCCAUCUUAGACAAAACCACAAACAAAUGCAAAGGCUAUGGCUUCGUGGACUUUGACAGCCCUGCUGCUGCUCAGAAAGCCGUCAGCGCUCUGAAGAGCAGCGGAGUUCAGGCUCAGAUGGCAAAGCAACAGGAGCAGGACCCCACUAACCUGUACAUAUCUAACCUGCCGCUGAACAUGGAUGAACAGGAGCUGGAGGCCAUGCUGAAGCCCUUCGGACAGGUCGUCUCCACUCGUGUCCUGCGGGACACCAACGGAGCCAGCCGAGGGGUCGGAUUUGCGAGGAUGGAGUCGACAGAGAAAUGUGAAGCUGUCAUCUCUCACUUCAACGGGAAAUAUCUGAAAACACCAGCUGGAGUUAUGGCCCCGUCAGAACCCUUGCUGUGCAAGUUUGCGGACGGAGGCCAGAAGAAGCGGCAGAGUCAAAAUAAAUAUGUGCAGAACGGACGAGCCUGGGCCAGAGACGGAGAGACCAGACUUACUGGCAUGACUCUCACGUACGACCCCACCACAGCUGCUAUGCAAAAUGGAUUCUAUCCAGCCGCCUACAGUAUUACAAACAGAAUGAUCACACAGACCCCUCUUUCUCCAUACAUCUCCCCUAUGUCCACAUACCAGGUACAGAAUCCAUCCUGGGUCACCCAUCAGCCCUACAUCUUGCAGCAUCCGGGAGCAGUGAUAUCGCCCUCUAUAGAUCACUCCAUGUCUCUGCAGCCCGCGUCCAUGAUGGGACCUCUUGCUCAGCAGAUGAGUCACCUCUCUAUGGGCAGUGCAGGAACGUUUAUGCCAGCUAGUCCAGCUCUCCAGGGGCCGUAUAUCCCUCCAUACACUCACAUGCAGACCACCGCCGUCUCAGUAGAGGAGAACAGUCCACAACCUCAGGUGGAGUCGUCCAGUGAUCAUUCACCUUAUACCUAUCAGCAGGCCAAGUGAUGAAGAGGGUUGUCCGGGUUCGAGAGAGAAGGAGAAGACUGCUAAUUCAAUAACAGCUUCCUUUGAAGGACCGGCUCUACAGAUGAAUCGACUUUUUGCACAGGUUCUACGAUGAGUUCCUCGGUUUUUAUAAUAAAACUACUUCAACUAUUUUGGUAUAAGUUCCAUUAGGUGCAAAUCAAGGAUUCAUUUCAUCAGAGGAUGCUGACAAAGAAAACACAAAUGAAAUGGGAAGAAAAAGUUUUAUUUUACUAAGGAAACAACGUUUAUUUUUUACCAAGGAUCGUCACAUAGAUGCAGGAACGUCAUCAUGGAGAUUCUUCUUAUUUUUAUGAUUUUGGAUUUGUUUUCUCUCUCUCUCUCUCUCUCUAUUUUCUUUUGUCCUGAAACAGACGUUUGUUUUUAGAGAUCUGUCAGCCGGACAUCCUGAGAAAGAUUGCAUUUGUGCUUGCGGUGUGAGUGUCGUUGAUGUGUUUUUUGUCGUGUGCUUCAUCUUUUUCGGUCUGACCGAUCUGUCCGUCUUAUACGAUUUGCCUUAAACUCUUUCCCGUACAGUAGCCGAAGAAAAGACGUCCGGCUGCUGCCUUGUAAAUCAGCUGAAUAGGGCUUUCUUAGCAUCGCGCAGAGGAACAUUUCCGCCACGCUCGGAUUUCGGUGUUUUGCUUUUUCCGAUCUUUUAGAGUACAUACUGUUUUGAGUGAUAACGCUGAUGGAGUUUUAAUAGGAUUUAAUGUUUUUAUAAUCAGAGGCGAUGACGAGUCUUUGGUUGUUUGAAUGUGGUAGAAAUUCUGCUGAACGAUCACAUUUUUGAUAUUUGCCUUUUCGUUUAUAAAUCUCGGUGUUGUAGUUUAGCUUUAGAUGAACUUGUGUGGGAGGGGGAGGAGCUUUGACUCGUAUUCUAAUUAGGGGGCGGGAGGGAGGCGUGGCCUGUCAGUCAGAUCGAAUAUCAUUCAGAGUGCAACCUCCCGUGACAACUUCUUCGGGAGAGGUGAACGUUUAGAUUUUAGUGCUUGUUUUAUUAUACCAGGCAAACAAAUCUCGGCACUUUCAAGUUUACUUCACCAAAGACGGUCGGCGAGCGGAUCACGCAAACGUGACGUUGUUUUCUCUCGAGGUGGGCCACACUGAGACUUUAUGACAGACUGGGUUGUGGUUGUGGAGAAUGUGCCUUCUUUGUACAUAUGCAUUCAUUUGUCUGUAGUUGGCGAGGUGCGGACACCGAUUUGAAGGACGAUUUGGAUCUAGCAAGUGCCACAAACUAAUCAAAGACAUCACUACAGAGCGGAGACAACUGAAACUAAAACACGGAACGAGGACAGGUUGAAACGACGGCUCUGUUCUGAAACCCUAGUGAGCUGCCUACAUAGGCUGCUGCCUUCUAAGGGAGCAUCAUAUUUCAUUAAUGCAUCAUACACUGGCAAGAUUGCAGUAAAAUAACAGUACAAAUAUUAGUUUUUUUAAGUUAAUGGAUGGAUUUUUCACUCAAAAGGCAUUAGGAAUUUGCCUUCUCAGUAAAGGAUACGUGUAAUGCUCCCUUAGAAUUUUGCAAAAGUAGUGCACUUACUUUCUAUGCUCCAUAUUUUGCAUUAUACACAUUAUAUAUAUGUGUGUAUAUGUUUGUAUAUAUGUAAGUUACACAGGGUCAGAAUUGCAUUAAGAGAAAAAAAAACACACAGAUAAGUCAGUUUUAUAAAAAACUGAUUAUGUUUAUUGCAUUAUAUAUGUAACCCUGGAGCACAAAAUCAAAACGAAGUUGUUGUUUUUUUAGAAUUGUACAUCAUCUGAAAGCAGAAUAAAUAAGCUUUCCAUUUCCAUUGAGAUUUGAAGAUCUGAGGUGCAAAAAAAAUUGAUAGGUAUAUAUAUAUAUAUAUUGAGAAAAUCACCUUUAAAGUUGUCCAAAUGAAGUUCUUAGCAAUGCAUAUUACUUAUCAAAAAUGAAGAUUGUCUUAAGACUGGUUUUGUGCUCCAGGGUCACAUAUAAGUUAUAUAAGUCACAAUGGAUCAAAAUUGCAUUGUUGAGAGAAAAGGGACACAGAGAAGUCACAAUUAUGUUAUUAUUACAUUCAGAAAUAAUGUAAAAUACAGAUAAAAUGAAAUGCUUAUAAACACUAUAAAAAACAUGUAUUUUAGUUCCCCUCACUCCACAACAACUCCUUUAAAUAUAACAGUAUUCAGAUGAGGAAUAAAAAAAUCUGAAGUAUAAAACCAACUGAACUCAUUAUAAACAUCAAAAAUGAAACUCUAACCAACAUGUUUCGCAUGCUUGACAUUCAUUUCAUCUAUAUAUGAUGAAACAGAUGACAACAACAUGUUUUAGGUAAUAAGAAAUGUGAUUUUCUGGAAAAUACAGAUGGCAGCUCACUAGGCUUUAGGAAACAGCAUUUGAAAUAAUAAUUGCAUCCAUUACAGGAAAAGGUUUUAAUUUUAUUUUAAUCUCACGAUAUAGUUUAUUAAGGCUUUAUUCACUGAUUUGUCUUCCAAAAGACUGUGUUUUUGACCUGGUGGGUCUUGUUGACCAGUUAUCUACCUCAGAGUUUUGUUGUCCUCUGUUUUGAUUGGUCGGGCAGCAGGUUCAGCCCGCCCCUCCAGACCAAACGGCCAGCUCAGGAGCUGCCCACGUACACUUGAUUUCUUUCAGGUUUUUUCUUUUGAAAUACUAUAAUCCUCUUCUUCAGAAAAACAGAUUUUUCUUUUUGUUAUUAUUCUUAUCGUUCUAAGGAAAGUUGUGCGUUGAACGUGUCGUUUCGCAUUCAGAUUCAUCGUUUCGAAAGCAAAAAAAACUGCUGCUUUUUCAUCACAAGAUAUUCCAGUAGUUCAUAGGAAGUAGACAAUAAAGUGUGCACGAGAGAGAGACGGAGCCAAUGAGAAACAGCGAUGCUGAAAGUCACGGUUGUCCCGAGACAUCCCUGUUGUGUGGAAGCUCGCUUCUGCCACGGAAUAAAAAUAAAAUAAAAAAGGUCACUUUUUCUCUCACAAUUCUGUCUUUUUUCCCUUGGAAUUCUGAGUUUACAUGUGAGAAUUCUGAUUUCAUUUCCAUCACAGAACUGCAACUUUUUAUCUCAGAAUAUUGACUUUCUUUGAUUUUUUUUUUUUUUUAUCCCACAGCUGAUUUGUUUUUUUCUGAAUUUCAAGUUAAUAUCUCACAGUUGCAAAUUAAAAUGAUAAGUUCUGACUUUUUUCUUAGAAUUUUGAGUUUAUACUGUAUCUCACAAUUCUGUUUUAGAUCUUCCGCUCCCAGGAAAUAAAAGAUAAGAAGGUAAUUGUGACUUUCUCACAAUUCCGUCUAUUCCUUUUUCAUAGUUGCAAGUUUAAUUCUCAUAAUUAUAAAAUUUUUCCCAGAAUUCUGAGUUUGUAUCAUGCAACCUUGACUAUUCUUCUUUGAAUUCAGAAUUCUUUUUUUGUUUUCACCACAGAAUAAACAAUAAAUAACAUUUUAUCUCACAGUUUUGAAAUGAUCUUGCAUUUAUGUUUUUUUUACCUAGAAUUGUUACAUCAUGGAAUAAAAAAUAAAAAAAAGGUAAAUACAAUUAAGUGCAAUUUUUCUAUCCCACAAUUCCGACUUUUCUUCACAGAAUUACAGGUGUUUAUUUUGCAAUUGCAAGUUAACAUCACAUAAUUCAGACUUUUUUCUCAGAAUUGCAAGAAAAUAGUCAGAAUUGCGAAAUGUAAACUUGCAAUUAUGAGUUUAGAACUUACUAUUGCUCGAAAAAAAGAAUUGUGAGAGAAAAAGUAUUUUUUAAUGCCGUGUAGGAAACAGCUUCCAUACAGUUGCUUUCAGACCGAGUCCAGACAGACUUUUAGCAGCGUAAUCCGCGGUGCUCAGCUCACAGCCGAGCGUGUGUGUGUGUGUGUGUGUGUGUUUCUGUGGAGUUCUUGUGUGGCUCAUGCUGCUAGUAACAUCCGAAUCCGAAGUGCCAAUCUGUGUCUGGGUCAGAAAGUUGGAAAGACUUGUUGUGCAGAGAGAAAUUGCUCAUGAAUAUGAAAAACCAUGUACUAGACAGCCAUUAAGUUAUAUAUAAAAAAAAGUAAUAAUUUAUGAAGAGAGACGUUUUGUACAGACUGUUUGAAAAAAUAAAACCAAUAAAAAGAUUUUCCUAGAGAUGUGUAUAUGAGAGUUGAUUUUGUAAUUUACAUGUGCCACACACUUGCCAGUGGUGUGUUCAGUUUAUCAGAAACCUUCCUCUGUAUUUGUUUCUUUUAUUGUGUUUAAGCCAAAAAAGCUUUUUUUUUCUCCCCUUUGUUUCCAGUAGAUUGUUAAUGAAGCUUUAUUUCUGUUCAUUUCUCUGAGAACUUUUGAAUAAAAACACAUUUUUGUUUUA
This is a messenger RNA of Carassius gibelio (silver crucian carp), 5774 nucleotides long. RefSeq names its product RNA-binding motif, single-stranded-interacting protein 1. Gene Ontology annotation, molecular function: poly(A) binding; poly(U) RNA binding; mRNA 3'-UTR binding. The transcript is spliced from 14 exons. Bases 265 to 1455 code for a protein of 396 amino acids. The record is from RefSeq and is a predicted model, not a curated record. Gene Ontology annotation, cellular component: nucleus; ribonucleoprotein complex; cytosol. Lineage: Eukaryota; Metazoa; Chordata; Actinopteri; Cypriniformes; Cyprinidae.